Clonostachys solani is the source of this 912-nucleotide messenger RNA. The record is from the annotation of a GenBank genome assembly. Lineage: Eukaryota; Fungi; Ascomycota; Sordariomycetes; Hypocreales; Bionectriaceae.
AUGAGUCAAACGCUUCGAUCUUCGUCGACAUACCUCGCUUCAACUGAGGCUUGGUCAGUCAAAAAUGCAUCAGGCCAAGAGUAUCUGAUUGAAAUCGGCUUUCCUCGCACUUGGGGUGAUGGCUCAAAUCCAAGCCUAAAGCAGCCUGAUCAAGCCCCCGUUCCCAUCUGUUAUCUCACAGAUGGAAAUUCUGUCUUCCUGACUGCCCUCGACGCACUUCAUCGGCGCCUCUGUGCAUCACCGGGCCCAUUCCCAGAAAGCGUCGUCGUGUCUAUAGGCUUCCAUAUUGAGCCAGACUCAAAGUUGCUACUGGAUUCUCGAAGAGUCCAUGACCUGACCCCUCCCGCACCUGGCUGUGGCCCAAACGAAGGUGGCGCCGACGAGUUCGCCGACAUGAUUCAAGAUCACGUCAGGCCGCUUGUUCACAAUCGAUUGAAGGAGCGCCGCGGGGCCCGUCCCGGACGAGAGGCUAUUUACGGACACUCUUUUGGCGGACUCCAUUCUUUGCACCUCUGUUUCACGCGGCCAACCAUGUUUGAUACCUUCAUCGCAAGUAGCCCCAGCAUCUGGUGGCACAACAAGUUCAUCCUACAAGAAGAGCAAGUCUUCCUGAAGGAAAAGGAUAAUCAGAAAGUCGCGCCAUCUCUCUGGAUCUCUGUUGGAAGUGAGGAGGAAGACCCAACGCGACGUAAAGAUGAGCCAGACGAGUGGUACGAGGGGAGAAAGCAGAAAUACAAUCCGGCACAAAUGAUUACCAAUGCGCUUGCUAUGCACUCCCGCCUAGAAAAGAGUGGUGCUCUGAAGAAUCUCUCCAUGACUAAUUACCAGGGAGAGGACCAUGGAACUGUCAUAGCAUGCUCGGUUAGCCAAAGCCUGACUAACUUUUUCGAGGAUUGGCCAUACGGAAACUGA